This is a messenger RNA of Solea solea (common sole), 1753 nucleotides long. It is a transcript of the gene arl14ep, whose product is annotated as ADP-ribosylation factor-like 14 effector protein. Lineage: Eukaryota; Metazoa; Chordata; Actinopteri; Pleuronectiformes; Soleidae. The coding region runs from base 278 to 820 and encodes 180 amino acids. The record is from RefSeq and is a predicted model, not a curated record. The transcript is spliced from 5 exons. Gene Ontology annotation, cellular component: intracellular membrane-bounded organelle.
GGCAAAAAUGGUUGACUUGCCGGUGACUUCAAGAGUUUCAAAGUUAUUCUUAGCGGGGCCAAGAUACUCCGUCCGGUCUGGGUACGUUGUUGACAGCGGCUUUGACAACCGAGGCUAGCGCGUUAGCUCGCUAAGCUAGUCAGCUUACUCCAGUGUCAUGUGAUCCGGCGGCUCAGGCAGCUACAGCAGCAGGAAGCGGGUGUGUGGGUGAUGGUGGUAUUCAUGGUUUCCACUCAGCAAGCCUCAACUUGCAAGCAAAUGGGUGCACAGCCUGGGGAUGAAAAACUUCAUCCCAACAUCCAACACCUGCCUGUGCUCGGAGCAUUUCAGGACUGACUGCUUCAGAGACUACAAUGGUAAACAGUUUCUGAGGGAGGAUGCUGUGCCCACCCAAUUCAACCAUGGACAAGAUUCAUCAAAGAUUGAACUUCGUAAAAGAGUGGUGGUACCAAAGGAGCCAAACACCGUAAAUCAAGUGGGAUCACAAGUGGACAGAGACAGAGCGAGAGAAGCUGCCAAUAUACGCAGGGAGAAACGAGGAGGAAUGAGGGGUGGACGAGGUGGUCGUGGAGGAAAGCAGCUGUCUGACAGGCUGAGCAAUGCAGCCAAAAGCAGAGUGUACGACAACAAGGGUCGACUGCUCUCUAACAGCGUUGACAUGUGUGACUGUCUGGACGUAGACUGUAUGGGCUGCUUUUAUCCCUGUCCCGAAUGCGGCUCACGCAAGUGUGGGGUAGAGUGCCGCUGUGACCGGAAGUGGCUUUACGAGCAGGUGGAAGUUGAAGGUGGAGAGAUCAUAAGGAACAAGUAUGCAGUUUAGUUUGCAGUGACUCUUAGGUUUUAAAUGCUUGAUGAUAAUGGAACCAGCUGGGGUUCUGGGAAGUUUCUAAAUGCUCCAAGUCAGACUGGUUUAAACAUUCAAGACUGUGAUGCUGUUUAAAGCAGGAGCUUUUUGAUAACAAGGUGCAGACAGCAGUUGUUUUGAUAAGCUAUGGAAUGUAUUUCAAUCCACAGUCCCCUUCAUUUUUCACCAAGAUCUUGUAUUAAUGAUGGGAGACACAGACCACUGUGUAAACACCUCUAGAGCAUAUUGCAAAGUUUCUCGGAAAGUUUCAGGUGUUGCCUCUGUGGUGGUCAGUCAAUGUGUGAAAAAGAUGACUCAUGUUUCCUGAACUAUUCUUUCACAAUUUGAGUCUGAUAAAUCCUGGCAUUCUCGUCUUGGAAUAUGCUUGAAAAACCUGGUAAUUCGGUAUAUUAAGGUUGUCAGUUGAACUCUAAUUUUUAGAGGCAUAAUGUUGCUGAAUCUAGGCAUGACCAACUGUAGCCACCCCAGAUCAUAACACUGCCUGUACAGGCUUGUAUGGUGGGCAAUAAACCAAAUAUUAGACUUUGACUUGCUUUUUUGCCCGGGAAGUGUAUAUAAACGAUAAGAGCACAAUUCAACUUUAUCCACUGUACAAAACACAGAAAACUCAGUGCUUAACUAUCAGCUAAAUAUAAGCAGUAAAAAGUAAAUAAAAUAAACACAAUCCAGUAGGUUUGCUUUCUCUGGGUUUUUGCAGCCCUGUUUCUCCCAGUCCAAGACUAAGUAUUGGUCCACGGGUUUAAAGGAUGUCUCAUUUAAGAUUUCUCAAAACUUUCUCAAAGCAUUCAACUGAAUGUUGAGUGUGCAUUUCCUUAUUCCUGUUUUCUCUGUUUUGUUGUAAAAAUAUUUUGGUGUGUCACCAUGUGUUAAUAAACUCUUUUAUAGACA